Messenger RNA from Anneissia japonica, 2920 nucleotides. RefSeq names its product amine sulfotransferase-like. Gene Ontology annotation, molecular function: sulfotransferase activity. Gene Ontology annotation, biological process: sulfation. The transcript has 6 exons. The record is from RefSeq and is a predicted model, not a curated record. The coding region runs from base 1421 to 2332 and encodes 303 amino acids. Gene Ontology annotation, cellular component: cytoplasm. NCBI's taxonomy places the organism in Eukaryota, Metazoa, Echinodermata, Crinoidea, Comatulida, Comatulidae.
UUAUAGAUGAUAAAAAAUAGAUAUAGAUAGAUAUAGAUUAUAGAUGAUAAAUAAAGGUUUUCUUCAUGAUGAUGAUGAUGUAUAGGCCUAAGAUUUCUGUAGAUUUUAUUUAGGCCAGCGUGUAACAUUGCCUUACCUUGAAUUUGCCCUCAAUAUUUCGGUCGUUAUUUUGAAAACUAGUAAAAUAUUGAUACAUCUUUCUUUAGCCUGUUAUACAAUAAUUGUCUAUACUAUUUAGGUCUGCCGACGUUCGUGAAUUUAGUAUUACAGUACAAACUCAAGGAAUAUUGGCCUAGGCCUGUGCGCUGCCUACGCUACACACUGGGUCUGUUCUCAUUUUUAUUGUUUAAGCUACGAUCGAUUAGGCCCAUUAAAAAAUUAUUAGUUUAUCACCCCCUCUCAUUAUUUUUGAAGAAAUGCUGAUUUUUUAAUUAAUAGGCCUAUUCUUAUUUCAAACGGUCGUUUUUCCAUCUUUUUCACUUAAAAAACUCAGGAUUUCUUGCAAAUAUUUACAGGUACGUACAACUUGAAAACAUAUUUCUUAAAUGUAAAUUUUAUUCCAUUAUUAUGACUAUUUAUGUAUGAGUACUUAACCACUUUACAUCGUGAACAUCGGUAAAACAGGGCGGGGUUAGCAAAAAAAAAAAAAAAACACCUCCCUCCCUCAUCAGUUUUUAUUCUUUUAUAGGGUGAUAAACUAAUAAUUUUUUUAUGGGGCCUUAUAAAUAAUUUGGAGAAAUUAGAAAUAAAUGUCUGAUUUUCUAAUAUUAUUUAAAACCUAAAAGAUUUUAACUAAAAUUCGGAGUACAACACAAUUUAUGGAUAUGACGUUAGCAAUGGCUACUAUCUACACUGGAAAUAGGAUUAAAGAUCAACACUCCAAUUAUCAUGAGUAAUUACACAUCAGCAAUGACUUAUCGGCAUUGGAUGAUAAGAAAAUGGAAAAACAUUUGUACACAUCAUGUUUGCAGAUGCCGGCGGAUGGUAGUAUGAAUAUGAAUGAGUCUCUUGUACAGGUGGAUCAUGAUUAUUAAUUAUUCUCUUUUAAGAUUUCCAAGGUAAUGAAAAUCAUAAUCAGCCUCGAUUUCCACUAAACUACCACUUAAAGAUUUAUUUGUUUUUUUAGGCCUACUCCUGUAAACUUGCGACUUUUUUGUCGGAAUUUAUUUUAUUACUUCUUAUAUAUAACAUAUAACCAUAAAAUAAGAAAUUUCAAACCCAGAGCUCCCAUUUAAGCAUAUUGAUCUUUUACAGUGUGUGGUUUUUAUCAAUCCUAUUUCAGUUAGGUCUGUUUCUGUUUACUUAGAACAUAAUAGGUACGUGAUCGUGCCAAAUAAUAUGCACAGUCACUUUCUGAACAUCGGUCAAACAAUUGUGAUAACAGUUGUGUCAUCAGUAUACGGGCCUAACAAACUUCAAGAUGGAAGACAAACCAGCCCCCUUCAAAGGUGAUAAGGUGAUAAAUGGCUUCAGAUGGCCGCCAAUGGUGUGUGAUGACAUGCCAGAAGAAUUGAGAAAGUUUAAAGUCAGAGAUGAUGAUGUGUUUAUCGUGACAUACCCCAAGUCUGGAACCAAUUGGACGACAGAAAUUUUAAAGAAUAUUGUUUGUGGAGGAGACCUAGAAAAGGUUAAGGAAUAUGGCGACCAUGGUCCUCCUUUGGAAUACUUUAAUUUUUUCAAAAAAUGUGACAGCUUCCCGACAGAUAAGCCGAGAGUCAUGAUGACUCAUGUUCCCGUGGAUAUCCUACCAAAAGAAGUGUUUGAAGGUAAAGGAAAGGUUGUGUACGUUGGGCGAAAUCCAAAAGAUACAGCUGUAUCCUUCUGGCAUUUUAUAAAAGAGCGACGAUUCCUGGAGGAGUAUGAAAAAUGGGAGAACUUUCUGGCAGCAUAUUUAAAACCUGACAUGAUGUGUGGAUCUUGGUUUGAUAUCAACCUGAAGUACUAUGAACACCGUGAUGCGAAGAAUUUCUUGUUCUUAACUUACGAAGGAAUGAAACUCGAUCACAAAGGAUGUGUUAUUCAGCUUUGUGAUUUUGUUUCUCGUCACCUGACGAAUGAGCAAGUUGACCUAAUUGUCAAUAAUACAACAUUUUCCAACAUGAAAUCGAAAUUUACUGGUAAGUUACCAGACAUGAAACAGCUUGGAAACCUUCCUAAACUAACCGCCAUGGGUGAUCCAAAUCAGAAGUUUAGCAUUAUGAGAAAAGGUGUUGUCGGUGACUGGAAGACACAGUUUACCGUCGCUCAAAAUGAGUUAUUCGACGAAAUUUACAACGAAAAGAUGAAAGGAUCUUCUUUAAGGAGACGAGUACUAUUUGAAAUUGAUGCCUGAGUUGUCAUGGAAACCCGGUCAUCAUCUAUCAAUUCAUUUAUUACAGUGCUAAUGAAUACUUAACAAUCGCUACUAUAGGUUGCCAAAAUAAUUGCGAUAAUUUCGUUUAUUGGCCUUCUGACCAAGAUUUAGUCUAACAUGAUAUCGAUCACAUUACGUGGAUAUAGUUUUUAUAUGAAAUAGUGUAUAAAUAUCCUGCUGAUAUUUUAGACUGUCGUUAAAGUGAAAGAAUGAGCAGGGGCAGAUCCAGAAUUUUCCAAGCCGGGGGGAGGGGGAACAUAACAAUUUUAGAAUAGGUAAGUGAGUAGCGCAUGACAUUGGUUUGCAUUAAAAUGUUUAAAACUUAGUGGCCCUUACUGGAUCUGCCCCUGAUGAGGGCUUCUCUUAUGAGUCCAUGAGGCUAGUUUUUUUCUUCGAUCUUCCCAGUACACGUAUGCUCCGAUUAUUAAUUCGCGCAAUACGUUUUAAACAAUGCCGUACAAUUUUUGCAUUAGGACACAUCAAAACAGUUAAUAAUCUCACGGAAUUUCAUUUGGUUUCAUCAAUUUUAUGGGCUUAGAAAAAUAAUACAAAUCAAAUAAUUAAUAA